Messenger RNA from Letharia columbiana, 618 nucleotides. RefSeq lists its product as uncharacterized. The coding region runs from base 1 to 618 and encodes 205 amino acids. Gene Ontology annotation, cellular component: proteasome core complex, beta-subunit complex; proteasome core complex. Lineage: Eukaryota; Fungi; Ascomycota; Lecanoromycetes; Lecanorales; Parmeliaceae. The record is from RefSeq and is a predicted model, not a curated record. The transcript is spliced from 4 exons. Gene Ontology annotation, biological process: proteasome-mediated ubiquitin-dependent protein catabolic process.
AUGAGCUCGCCCUUCGCCAUCAAUGGCGGUGCUUGUGUGGCCAUGGUCGGCAAAGACUGCGUUGCGAUAGCUUGUGACCUCCGCCUCGGUCUUCAGUCACUCACAGUCUCCAACAACUUCCCAAAGAUCUUCUCAUACGGCGACGUCUAUCUCGGUCUCACGGGUCUAGCCACCGAUGUAUCUACCGUCUCCGAUCUUUUCCGCUACAAAGUCAACAUGUACAGACUACGUGAAGAGCGUCAGAUAUCUCCGCAGACUAUGGCGAAUCUGGUUUCAACGAGUCUGUACGAGAAAAGAUUUGGACCUUACUUUGUCAGCCCGGUGAUCGCUGGCAUAAACCACAAGACUGGAAAGCCUUUCAUCUGCGGCUUUGAUAGCAUUGGGUGUAUAGAUUUCGCGAAGGACUUUAUUGUUUCGGGGACGGCUAGUGAUCAGCUCUUUGGAACGUGUGAGGGAUUGUGGGAGCCAGAUCUGGAGCCGGAAGAUCUGUUCGAAACCAUAUCCCAGGCUUUACUUAACGCGGUGGACCGAGACGCGUUGUCGGGAUGGGGUGCACAUGUCUACAUCAUUGAGAAGGACAAAGUUACGAAGAGGCUGUUGAAAGGCAGACAAGAUUAG